UGCAUAUGGUGCUACAACAAAGUAUUGAAUAUAACAUUUCAACAAUAACAUAACUUUAUGUAACACGAACUUUGACCAUGAAUUUAUAAAAUAUAAGAUAAAAUAAAGUAGGCAACAGUUAGCUAUUUAGUGAGAUAGGAUUGUGUAAGUGUAACUAAGAGUUCUUUAAAAAUGGCCAAUCUCGUUAGAAAAAUUGUGUUAUCUACUAAAGCACCUGCCCCUGUAGUACCAGUAUACAGUCAGGCCGUUUCCUUUAAUAAUAUGCUCUUCCUUUCCGGUUCAUUGGGAAUUUCAAAAGAUACAAAUAAAUUAGUCGAGGGAGGAGCAGCAUCAGAAGCUACACAAGCAAUUGAAAACAUUAAAAAUAUCUUAGAAGCUGGCAAUUCCAAUUUAAGUCAAGUUUUGAAAAGUACGAUUUACCUGAAAGAUAUCAAGGAUUAUACUGCAGUUAAUGAAGUCUACUUUAAAUACUUUAACAAGGAUCCUCCAGCAAGAACUGCAUUCCAAGUUGCUGUUCUACCAAUGAAUGCUUCAGUGGAGAUAGAAGUUAUUGCUGCCGUUGGCAACGUUGUUACUAGUCACGCUAAAUUGUAAAAGGAUAUAUUCUGAAUUAGAUUUGUACUGAGUUAUUAAUAAAUUUAUAUUAUAGUU
Diabrotica balteata is the source of this 651-nucleotide messenger RNA. NCBI's taxonomy places the organism in Eukaryota, Metazoa, Arthropoda, Insecta, Coleoptera, Chrysomelidae. The record is from the annotation of a GenBank genome assembly.